AUGUUGGCGGCAAGCCCUAAUUCCGGCUUCCACCUUCCUCCCUCGCGCGCGAAGGCGUCAAAUUCCGACAAGCUCAGAAUAUUCUCCCAUUUUUCACCGGCGAAUUGCUCUGGCCCCUUGAAUAAUCUGCACUUUUGGUCCAUUUUGCCGCGCAACUCUUUAAUUCGGGUUUCUCGAGCGAGAAAAAGGAGAAAUGGUAGCCCGCGUGGGAGUAUGAGCUUGUGUAAUCACUUCGCCAUUGGAGCUUGUUUAGCAGCGGAGCCCGGGGUUCAGCACGAAGGGGCGGUUCAACAGUCAUUUGCUCCGCACUCAAUCAAAAUCCCUGUUGGUGAUCGCCAUAUCUUAGUUGAGACUGGUCACAUGGGGAGACAAGCUAGUGGUGCUGUUACUGUUACAGAUGGGGAAACUAUUGUCUAUACGACUGUUUGUUUGGCUGAUGUUCCAAGUGAGCCUUCGGAUUUCUUUCCUCUUUCUGUAAACUAUCAAGAGCGAUUCUCAGCAGCCGGUCGAACGAGCGGUGGGUUUUUCAAGCGAGAAGGAAAGACAAAGGACCAUGAGGUUCUAAUUUGUAGACUUAUAGACAGACCUCUGCGCCCAACUAUGCUUACCGGAUUCUAUCACGAGACACAAGUACUAUCUUUGGUACUGAGUUAUGAUGGUUUACAUCCGCCAGAUUCUUUAGCGGUGACUGCAGCUGGGAUUGCAGUAGCUCUUUCAGAAGUGCCAAAUUCUAAAACUAUUGCGGGUGUUCGAAUUGGCCUUAUUGGUGAUAAGUUUGUUGUGAAUCCGACUACAAAAGAGAUGGAAGGCUCUAAAUUAGACUUGUUGCUAGCGGGGACAGAUAGUGCAAUAUUGAUGAUUGAGGGAUAUUGCGAUUUCCUUUCCGAGGAAAAAUUACUUGAAGCAGUAGAAGUUGGUCAGAAUGCUGUAACAGCUAUAUGCAAAGAAGUGGAAUCCUUGGUGAAGAUGUGUGGAAAACCAAAAAUGAUUGACGCAAUUAAAUUGCCCCCUCCGGAGCUGUAUAAGCAUGUUGAGGAAAUUGCAGGUGAUGAAUUAGUUGAAGCUCUACAAAUUAAGAACAAAAUCCCAAGAAGAAAGGCAUUAUCAUCUUUGGAAGAGAAAGUCUUGAACAUACUUACAGAGGAGGGCUUUGUUAGCAGGAAUGAAGCUGCUGUUUCUACUGAAACUCUACCGGAAACGCUUGAGGAUGAAGAGGACGAGGAGAUUGUAGUUGAUGGUGAAAUUGAUGAUGGUGAUGUUCGCAUCAAGCCAGUCCCAAGGAAGAUCACUCCGUUGCUGUUCUCGGAGGUUGAUGUGAAGCUUGUUUUUAAGGAAGUUUCAUCCAAAUUCCUACGGAGACGUAUUGUGGAGGGAGGAAAAAGAAGCGACGGCAGAACACCUGAGGAAUUACGCUCUAUUAACUCACGUUGUGGUUUACUUCCUCGAGCUCAUGGAAGUGCUCUUUUUACACGUGGUGAAACUCAGUCUUUAGCUGUGGUUACACUUGGCGAUAAUCAAAUGGCACAAAGACUAGACAAUCUUGUUGAUGAAGAUGAGUUCAAAAGGUUCUAUCUUCAGUAUUCUUUUCCUCCGUCUUGUGUUGGAGAAGUUGGACGUGCAGGAGCUCCAUCAAGAAGAGAAAUUGGCCAUGGAAUGCUUGCAGAGAGAGCCCUGGAACCAAUAUUGCCUUCUGACGGUGACUUCCCUUAUACUAUACGAGUUGAGAGUACCAUAACUGAAAGCAAUGGCUCAUCUAGUAUGGCUUCCGUUUGCGGAGGUUGCUUGGCAUUACAAGACGCUGGUGUCCCAGUGAAGAGUUCGAUCGCUGGAAUAGCUAUGGGCAUGGUUUUGGACACUAAGGAAUUUGGUGGCGAUGGGACUCCACUUAUCCUCUCUGAUAUAACAGGGGGUGAAGAUGCUUCGGGCGAUAUGGAUUUCAAGGUUGCUGGAAACAAUGAUGGUAUAACUGCAUUUCAGAUGGACAUAAAGGUUGUUGUAGGAAUUACGCUACCAGUAAUGCGACAAGCUCUCCUGCAAGCAAGAGAGGGUCGAAAGCAUAUUCUUGCUGAGAUGGAAAAAUGCUACCCUCCUCCUUCCAAGAGACUCUCAAAAUACGCUCCAAUUAUUCAUGUUAUGAAGGUGAAAGCCGAUAAAGUUAACCUGAUCAUAGGUUCUGGGGGAAAGAAGGUGAAGAGCAUUAUUGAAGAAACUGGGGUUGACUCUAUUGAAACACAAGAAGAUGGCAUUGUUAAAAUUACAGCUAAAGAUCUGUCUAGCUUGGAGAAAUCCAAAGCUAUCAUCAGCAACCUUACAAUGGUUCCAUCUAUUGGCGAUGUUUACAGGAACCGCGAGAUCAAAUCAGUUGCCCCAUAUGGUGUUUUCGUUGAAAUUUCACCUGGACGUGAGGGACUAUGCCAUAUUAGUGAAUUGAGUGCGAAUUGGCUGGCUAAGCCUGAAGAUGUUUUCAAGGUUGGAGAUCAUGUCGAUGUCAAACUUAUUGAGAUUAAUGAGAAAGGACAACUUCGGCUGAGCCGUCGUGCGUUACUUCCCGAGUCUAACCAAGAGAAGCCGAGCACAAAGACACGUAGUGUUACUGCUAGCCCCACUAAAGAAAGUACAGAUAACCAGAAAGCCAAUAAGAAGAGUAAGCUGAAAAAAAUGUCAUCUGAUCCAAAGAAUGAGUUGGAGGUUGAUAAUACUGAGGCCAAUAGUGGUGAGGUUGAAGUCUCAGUUCCAGCAGAAACUGAGCCUGGGGAAGGCGAUACAGUAGUCAGGAAGAAGUUUGUCAGAAGACUUGUAAGCUCGGAAAAGGAAUCGACCGAAACUAACAAAAUCCAGCCCAAGAAAAAUAUGUCCAGGAAUAAAGAAAAUGCUGUUGUAAAUGGAGAGGCCAAAGUUGGAUAG
Molecule: messenger RNA, 2904 nt
Organism: Striga hermonthica
Lineage: Eukaryota; Viridiplantae; Streptophyta; Magnoliopsida; Lamiales; Orobanchaceae
Source: the annotation of a GenBank genome assembly